Messenger RNA from Priapulus caudatus, 915 nucleotides. RefSeq lists its product as uncharacterized. Gene Ontology annotation, molecular function: nucleic acid binding. Bases 1 to 915 code for a protein of 304 amino acids. Lineage: Eukaryota; Metazoa; Priapulida; Priapulimorpha; Priapulimorphida; Priapulidae. The record is from RefSeq and is a predicted model, not a curated record. The transcript has 2 exons. Gene Ontology annotation, biological process: DNA integration.
AUGCGUGUACUGGAACAAUAUAAACUCGGAUAUAUUGAGAACUUGGAGCGAAAGUGCAGCAUAUGCCAGCAAGCUCAGAGGACGCAGAGUCACGAGCCGCUUCUGCAGCAUGGGCUUCCAACCCGGCCCUGGCAAUUCCUGGGUACGGACCUAUUCUACCUGGCAGGCGAUGAAUACCUAAUCAUCAGUGAUUACUACUCAAAGUUCUCCUUUGUCAAGAAAAUUGGCGGCAGAGCCACGAGUCAGACCAUUGUGAACAUAACUAAGAGUAUCUUCGCUGAACAAGGGGUACCGGAAACCAUAAUAAGCGAUAACGGUCCACAGUUUGAUGGUCAAGCUUACAAGGUUUUCGCCGAGAAGUGGGGUUUUGACCAUGUAACAGCGAGCCCUCAUUACCCGCAGUCAAACGGGCUGAUUGAGCGCCAGGUACAGACCGUCAAACGCGUCCUGACUAAAGCCAGAGCAGCAGGAAUUGACGUAGACAUGGCAAUGUUAGUGCUCAGGUCUACUCCGAUAGACCAUCACCUCCCGUCACCAGCUGAACUGUUGAACGCGAGGAGAAUGAAAGCGAACCUCCCCACGAGGAUAUACAACAACGCACCCAAUAAGGAUGUGACCAUGCAGAGGCUUCUACAGUGGCAGGCAUCUCAAAAGGCAUAUUAUGAUGAGAAGGCCGGAGGAAGCUUGGCCUUGCUUAUCAAAGGGCAACCCAUUCGGAUACAAGACCAGACAUCAGGCCAGUGGCGUCCAGGAAUAGUCACUGGGAUCCGUCCAGAACAACGCUCGUAUGAGGAUGCUGGAACCAACUGCCAUCAAGUGGGUGAUGAUAAUAGUGCUUCCAGCGAGGCUGUGGCUAACACCUAUCGUACGCGGUCAGGUAGAGCAGUCAUUCCACGAAAAGUGUUUGACAUGUGA